UGGCAUUCAGAAAUGAUUUCAUAUUGUGUCAUACUGUAUAGCUAAACCUGAGUAAUCCUUCACUGUAUGCUUUAUUCUCCGUGACUCUGUGUUGUUUCACACAGGUUGGUAAAUUCUUCGGGGAAAUAGAUGGAUCAGUCAUGGCCCAAUUACAAAAAUCUGGCUUGUUUAAAAGGGUGACUCUGUAUGACUACCAGGCCAUGUGUAAGAACGCCCAUCAUCACGCUAGUGGAGCUCGACCACUGCUCAGCCCUUUCUACGGUCUGCUGGCAAUAAUAAAAUGGUUCUUCUCACAUUUUGUGAUGUUUCUGUUGGAGUUCAACAUCUGCGGACUUUGGCAUAAUGACUAUGUAGUGGAUGCUAAAGCUGGGUUUCAUGCGAGUGAGUAUCCACAUGCGUCCUUGAGCACAUGUCCUUCAUCUAGUUUGUGCCUUUCUUUAGCCAGGAUCCAACUAGAGCCUGACAUGGUCAUUUGUAGCGAAUGAAAUGCCUUAGUCAUCUGUAGUGCCUUUAGCAUGGAAAUAGGUUUUCUAGACAAAAUAUUAGUCUAGUCUGAAAGUUUAGGAGAUCCUGAUUUAUUGUGAGAAU
Molecule: messenger RNA, 588 nt
Organism: Sinocyclocheilus rhinocerous
Lineage: Eukaryota; Metazoa; Chordata; Actinopteri; Cypriniformes; Cyprinidae
Product: voltage-dependent calcium channel subunit alpha-2/delta-3-like
Exons: 5
Coding region: 141-485 (114 amino acids)
Source: RefSeq, a predicted model, not a curated record